GCCGUUUUUUGUCAACAGCUGUCAUUGUUUAUCUAAACGAAAAAGAAAACAACAAUUUUCAUCAAUUUGUUUAAAAAGUGCAAUUGUUAAAAAUUUACUCCAAAAAUAAAAAAAAUAAUUAAUGUUUUCAUAUCUACAAGGACAGCGGGUUAACCUGCAGCUACUGCAGGAGUCCGCAUGUCGUGAACUGGUGCAUUUACUCGAAAAAGUUGAAGGCAAUAAAUCCAUUGUACUCGAUGAUGCAUUAUUGGGUCCCAUUGGUUUGAUAGCGGCACCAAGUCUUUUUUCUGAUCGCGGUAUUAAAUUAUUAAAACUGGGAAAUGACACAAGACUACCCAAAGAUGUCAACAAUAUUAUUUAUAUAGUUAGACCAUUGGUUACAAUAAUGGAUGAUGUGGCGGCACAAGUGUUAAAAAACCCAGAAAAAGGGCGUAUGUUUCAUAUAUUCUUUGUGCCCAGACGUUCAUGUUUGUGUUUAAAGCACUUAGAACAUAAAGGCGUUUAUGGAAAAUUUGGUUUGUUGGAAGAAUUAACUUGGAACUUUUAUCCGGUUGAAAACGAUGUGGUUUCUAUGGAAUGGCCAAAUGCUUUCCGUGAUGUAGCUAUUGAUGGUGAUCCUACGGCUUUAUACCAGGCGGGAGUGGGUUUGGUGCAAUUACAGCAGAUUUAUGGCAGAAUUCCAAAGAUUUAUGGUAAGGGCACCAUGUCUCAAGGUGUUUGGGAGCGAGCCAAACAACUGGGAGCAGAGGAGAAACUCUUAUCGAAUGGUGAAAAAGGAACAAUAGAUCAAAUCAUAUUACUGGAUCGUACUAUAGAUUUAUUAAGUGCAUUUGCCACACAACUCACCUACGAAGGUUUAGUGGAUGAAUUCUUUGGUAUUCGCCAGAACCAGCUAACCAUGGCUGCCGAACUGUUUAAUGCACGCUCCGAUAAUGAGUCAUCACCGGCUCAUUUGACGGCCGAAAAGAAAACUUUUAUACUAAACUCUGGUGAUAAACUCUAUGCUGAAUUGCGUAAUAAGAAUUUCAAUGAAGUUGGUAAAGUUUUGGCCCGCAAUGCUAAAGAGAUAAGCGCCCAGACUGAUGCCAGUUCUCAAGAAAAAUCCGUACAAGAUAUGAAACGUUUAGUGGACAAGUUGCCUGCUCUAUUGGCACAAAAACAAUCGGUUUCCAAUCAUACUACUAUUGGGGAAUUGAUACGUAAACAGUUAGAUACUUAUAAAUUUACCGAUGAUUUGGCGGCCGAACAGGAGUUCAUGAUGUGUGAAGAUAUUGACAAACCCAGUUCUUAUAUAGAGGAUUUGAUUGGCAAAAAAUCAGACUUGAAUAAUAUAUUACGUUUGUUGGCAAUACAAUGUGCUGCAGCAUCGGGAUUUAAAGAAAAGGUUUUAAAUUAUUACAAAAGAGAAUUGGCUCAUGUUUAUGGCAUUGAAAUAAUAUUAAAAAUAAGCAAUCUGGAAAAGGCUGGAAUAUUAUAUACACAAUCUGAAUCCAGAGCCUAUGCUGUGUUAAGAAAGACUUUAAAUUUAACAGUUGAUGAUGCUGUCGAGGUUAAUCCCAAAGAUAUAAGUUAUGUUCACAGUUUUUAUGCCCCUCUUACGGCACGUAUUGUUGAACAAUCUCUAAAGCCUUUGGGUUGGCAAUCACUAAAGAGCCAAAUUAAUAAUUUACCCGGACCCACAUUUGAAGAUUUCCAAGCUCAACUAAUUGGUAUUGGCGGCCGGCAUUCCUCCACACCCAGUGAAGGUUCAAUGCUUAAUGUUCCACGCGUUAUACUUGUUUUUAUUGUGGGUGGUUGUACAUUUGCCGAAAUUGCAGCAUUACGUUUUCUAGCCCAGCAAGAGGAUAAUAAUGUUGAGAUUCUUAUAGCCACCACUAAAAUUAUAAAUAAACAUACAUUCUUGGAAAGUUUAUUGCAAUGAACUUGCACUUAAAACAUUCAAAUUUAUAUUCAUUAUAAAUUAACAAUAUUUAUGCUAUAAAUUAUUAUUAAAAAUAAAUUAUAUACUUGUCUAUAUAUCCUAUAAUGAAGAUGAAUAAACUUUAUUUAUAUU
Messenger RNA from Lucilia cuprina (Australian sheep blowfly), 2053 nucleotides. It is a transcript of the gene car, whose product is annotated as vacuolar protein sorting-associated protein 33A. Bases 122 to 1921 code for a protein of 599 amino acids. Gene Ontology annotation, biological process: vesicle-mediated transport; intracellular protein transport. Lineage: Eukaryota; Metazoa; Arthropoda; Insecta; Diptera; Calliphoridae. The record is from RefSeq and is a predicted model, not a curated record. The transcript has 3 exons. Gene Ontology annotation, cellular component: lysosome; CORVET complex.